AUGAUAAAACUAGUUGCAGUAUUUCUACCCAAAAAUCGUUCUUUAAAGAGAACUUGGUCGUCAUAUGAAGAGAAGUUAAAGGAUUAUUUUAUAAAUAGUGGUGGACUAUUGAAAGAUGCUGAUGCUGUACAGUUUGGUGUAAAAGGUGUUCCUCCUGGUACACGAGUAAUGAUUGCUAAAGUUGACAGAGAUGACUACACACUGGAUGACAUAUUCUUCUUUCGUAGAGCAAUACCAAAAGAUUUAGACAUUCCUGAAUAUGAUCUUUACUUCAGUUUUGUCCACAUUGGGUCUCUCUGUUUGGGUUACCUCAUUCCUGAGUAUCUUUAUUCUUUAUUAUUUCCUCUAACUGCAAAGCUGCAGCAACAGUUAGCUAGUAUUGGUAUCACCGAACUAACAUGUGGUGAUGAUAAUUAUUACCUAACAAAGUUUUAUAUAGAAGAGGUUCAGCACUCAUUCACUGAUAUUGAUAAGGAUGGUAACAAUGUUUGUCAUUAUUCACUUUCAGAAGGUCACACUCAUUUUAUUAAGCAUCUGGUAGAGAAUUAUCAGUUAGAUCUGUGUGCUGUGAAUGAUGAGGGAAUGGCUCCUAUUCACUUAGCAUGCAGUGAAGGAAAAUUAAACUUGAUCCAGUACAUUAUAGAGCACAUACCAUCAUCACUUGAACUACCUGACAGUCAACACGGUCGAACUCCAUUCCUUACUGCAGUAUACUUCAAUCAUUUUGAAAUUAUUAAAUAUCUUAUUAGUAAGAAGUGUAAUAUAUCAGCUACUGAUGAUGAAGGGUCUGAAGCAGUUCACAUCUCAGUAGCAAGAGAUCACUCGAACAUAUUGAAGUAUCUCAUGGAUAAUAAUUAUUGUAAUCCUAAUGCAACUGAUUAUCAAGACCGUACACCACUACAUGUUGCUGUAACAGAUUAUGAAUAUGAAAUAUUAGAAUAUUUACUGAGUAAGAGUAUACCCUCAAUGAGUGUUGUCUGGUUACCCUGUCAGCAUGGACGACAGAAUAUGGUAUCGUUAUUACUAAAAGCCAGUCUGUCUAACAAUAACUUAUUAAUUACUAACAAGAAAGGACAGACACCAUUACACUUAGCAGUUGCCUCUGGUCAUAAGGAUACCGCUGAAGAAUUACUGUUCUCAGUCACUGGUAGUUCUACUCAUCAUGAUCUCCUUACAGCUACUGAUAAUGAAGGAUCCACUGUAUUUCAUACAGCUUGUAGGAUAGGACAUAUUGAUGUGUUUUGUUAUUUAUCCAGUAUUGUCUCUAAUCUAGUACCUAAAGACAAGUCUGGUCGUACUCCUCUUCAUUAUGCUUCUCGUUCUGAUAAUAUUCACAUAGUACGUUAUCACAUAGAGACCUUCCCCUGUACUCCUGAUGAUCCUGAUAAUAAUGGAUACACUUCAGUUCAUGCAGCAUGUGAAGCUGGUAGCAUGGAGUUAGUACAAUACUUUCUAACUGAUCUCAAAUGUAAUGCACUAGCUGAAACUGAUGAUUGUAAAACCAUGCUUUAUUUUGCUAGCAAGAGUUCUAAUUUAGACCUUGUUCGGUUUUUAGUUAAAGCAUUCAGUUUAAAACCUUGUCCACAUGAUAUUGAAAUAGCUCAAUCAGUUAAUCCUGAUUCAUCAGUAGUUAAAUAUCUUCAAGAGAUACAUUAUGAUUUAUUUCUUUUAGAACAAAGCAAAGUGAGUGGGUAUUAUGAGAAACUUGAAGGACAACAGGUUGACCCACCAGGACAAGAUAUUGUAUCUUAA
Molecule: messenger RNA, 1752 nt
Organism: Amphimedon queenslandica
Lineage: Eukaryota; Metazoa; Porifera; Demospongiae; Haplosclerida; Niphatidae
Product: putative ankyrin repeat protein RF_0381
Exons: 4
Coding region: 1-1752 (583 amino acids)
Molecular function (GO): protein binding
Source: RefSeq, a predicted model, not a curated record